UCGGCAGUCUAUUUGUAUAGAUUUUCGAGAGCAAUUCUAGCCAAAUCUUUUUAGCAUAUAUUCGUUGAUGUGAUGGCGUUUCCGGCUUCUGCCGUCAAGCCGGUGGUGAUCAUCGAUUUGACCGGACCGGAAGAGAGUGAGGAUGAGAAAGAGAAGGACGAGUCCCAGGACGAGCCAUACUUGUGCCCCAUCUGCGUGGACAGACCCGAAGACCCAGUGAGCACCCACUGUGGCCAUGUCUUCUGCAACGAAUGCAUGAAGAGCGCUCUGCGCCACUCUGCCAGCUGCCCACUUUGCAAGGCUCAAGUGCUGAGCACUAUCCGCCUAUACGUUUAAUUUGAAGCAUUUCCAUCGAUCUUUACUUUGCUUCUUGGCACUAGCAGUUUACUUUGUACAACAGCCUUCUCUUCAAUAAACCAUUUCUGCAGCUUGAUGCUGUAUGGCGAUUAAACAAG
Molecule: messenger RNA, 455 nt
Organism: Drosophila ficusphila
Lineage: Eukaryota; Metazoa; Arthropoda; Insecta; Diptera; Drosophilidae
Product: E3 ubiquitin-protein ligase RNF4-like
Exons: 1
Coding region: 73-336 (87 amino acids)
Source: RefSeq, a predicted model, not a curated record